GAGCUGCGCCGAAGCGCUUUUCUCGCCCGCGCGGACGCCGCUUGCUAGCAGUGCCUUGCAGAGCCCGUCGCUGCUGCUGCUCUUGCCCCUCCGUUUGCUGCUCCUCAGCCGCCAUGGCCGUCUGGAGCGGGUCCGACUCGUGCAGCUCGGUCCGGCCCAGCUUGACCUCGGUCUCGUCGGGGGAGCUGCAGAGCCUGCGGACGUGCAACUGCGAGAUGGCUGUGCUGCCUCUGCAACAGCUGGCGCUGCUGCAGCCGGAGUCCUUCCAGCUGUCGGGGGGCGCCUUGACCGUGCGGAGCCCGCCGAGCCGGCGGCUGGGAGGCGGCUUCACGGUGAUCAGCGACGGCUCCGUCCACGUGGACGGGCAGUACCAUUGCAAGCUCACCGACUACUUCAAGAGAUACGUAGAACUCAACACCCACUAUGACUAUAAAAACUACAGAGAGACUAUACUGGGUCGCCCAUUGGUAUUCUUCUUCAACAUCAGAACAAAAUAUAAUUCUUCAAAAGAAAAAACAUAUGCUUUGCUUGUGAACACCCGCCACCCGAAGAUGAGAAGACAGAUUGAGAAUGGAAUGAACAAUAUAAUAUCUUCUGUGAUUGGAGAAAGUUACAAACUUCAGUUUGAUUUCCAAGAUGUUGUAAAGAAUUUUUUCCCUCCUGGAGCCCAUUUGGUCAAUAAAGAGAGCCUGAGUUUUUCCUACGAGUUCAAAUGCGACGCCUUAUUUGACUUCUUUUAUUGGUUUGGAAUCAGCAAACGGACAGUUAUGGUGAAUGGGAAAGUUCUGAAUUUGUCCAGUACCAAUCCACAGAAGAAAGAGAUGAUAACAAAGUUUCUGGAUAAAAUGAGUGAACCAAACAUGCGGUCAAACAGCUUUUCAGACAGAAAGUUUAGUGUUACAUCCAGGGCUUCAGUAGAUGAUGUGUUUAAUGGCAACCUCACACCACAAUCACCUUGGAUGGAGUCGCCUUUUGUAGUUUGGACACUUCCAGGGGCUCAGGAAUCGGAAGAAGGAUCAAAUACAUUAAUCAGGUUUUCAUGAAGGAAGAAAUCCACCAAAGUGGAAUUGUCUUAAUUACAGAAUGAAAGAAGUUAUUGAAAGAAGACUUCUGUUUUCAUUUGCAUUUUGCCCAGAAGAAUAGGGAACUCUUUCAUUCCUGCUGAGUUUGUUGGUUCAGGAAAAGCCACUUUUGGUUCUUAAAAUAGUACUUGCCAAGUUUGUCUUUCAACAUUAUGAGCUUUCUGGAGGAUAGGGUUUUCUUGUUAAUGCAGUCAGAAUGCAUAUAGCUAGAGUCAUUUCAGUGAUUUUAAAUCUAGAUUAUUCAAGUGGUUUUAAAUUACAAGUUUUUUAAACGCCACUAAAAUCCUGUGUAGUAUGUUACUAGCUUCAUUAUUGCUCUAGCUUAGCACUGUUUUCAGUGGAAAAAAUUAAUGGGAUACAGAACGGCUUUUGAGGCUCAUAAAAUGCAGCUACACUUCCUGCAGUUUUAAAAAAAUGGCUAAUGGUGACCUUAAAGAACUAGCAGAGGGAAUACUUGAACCCAAAAGCUUUUAGAUGAUGAUCAAAAGUCAAUGGGCGCCCAGAUUUGUAGUUCUGUUCUGGCUUGGAAAGAUGAAACACCUUAGAUAAAUCUGACUGCAAUUUGGAAUGCUUGAGAGACUAUUCUCAGCUCCAUUACACGCUUCUUAUAUCUCCCCAAGUCAAAAUAGCUUAUUUUGUCCUUCAUCUUCCCGUAGGCCAAAAGGAGAGCUAAUCUACACCAUAAACUGUUCAUUUCUUUUCUUCCAAAGCACUUAAAGGAAUCCACUGGGAAAAUCUGGCACUAUGUUUUUUAAAUUACUUUUUUUUUCUUGCAUUCCCUCAAGUAAUGAUCUCGGAAGUCUCUGAAGUUCUGAUGCAGCCUCUGUAAAAUGCCAUAUUCCUUUGAUACUGCUAUUUUGUAUUAAAUGCUACAUUUUAACACUAGCAUGCCAAUCACGGUAGGUUUUAAAGGUUGUGCUUUUUCAAAACGCUGCAUCAGUUCUGAAGAUAAAUGCAUUACCGGUUUUUUUAAGUAACUUGUAAGAAAAUCGUCACACGUGGAGACAGAUGGAAUGUGCAUUGCUUUCUACAUUAAAGCCUAGUUCAGUCAUUUAACCUGCAGGAUAAUGUAUCUUCUACUCAAUCUUUAACUUGCCUUCAUAACAUACUUUAAACAGAUGACAUAGCAGCAGGGUUUUCUUCUCGGGAGCUUCACCAGUUGCUGUAAAUGGAGCACAACUGUUCUUAACUUUUCUGCAACCCCACUGUUGAUGGCAAAAGCCAUUUUACACAAACAGUGAAUCACUGUACAUCAGAGAAACAUGUAAGUUUUCAGCCAUAGCAAGCAAACAUUGGGCCACCAUCUCCACAUAAUUCCGUAUCAUGCAAAGACCAUAUCAACCACACCUUCAAUUUCUCAUUUGGUUCUAUAUAUUCAAUACCACAUGGGCGCGUUUACUGUCAAGGUGGCAUAGGAUUGCCUGACUGAGAAUCUCCAGAUUUGCUCUUCACUUGUAUUUGAAGAUUUUACUGAUGUGGGAAUGCAUAUUGUUCCUGAAGGUUUUUCAAAAAAAACAAAAAACCCACAAACAAACUGAAAAUCGGACCAAAUAGCACUUGGCUAGAGUUUCAAGGUCCGAUAACUUACCCAAGAGCUUAACUGUCCCUUUCCUUCUGAGGAAGACUCUCUUAUUUACCUUCUGUAGAUGGGGCAUCACACUACACCCAGAGCAGUGGCUUCAUAGUAAUAUGGGUGACCUGCACUGGGAUAUAGAUUAGGGAAAAUGUCUGUUCCCUUCAGACACUAAUGGAACUAGGAACUAAUGAAUAUAAUAUAGGACAUGUAGACUCUCCCUUGGAGGUUAAUGACCUUAGACUGAGGACUGUUUAUUGUGAGGCAUCCCAUAGUAAAGCAGGCUACUUUUUAAGAACGGUGUACUUUUCAUCUUUCAAUCAGCAGUGGACAACAUGACAGUGUUAGGUCUUUCUCUGGUGAAUAUUUUACCUCCUCCCCCACUCCAUAGCAUGAUAUUUGAAAACCAUUUUUAUAUUGCUAAAGUGUAAUGUCUUCCAACAAUGGAAAUGCUGUCUGUGUAUGCUGACUGAUUUAAACUGGUACUGUAUGGGACUUCAAUAACUAUCGUUUUUGGCUUGUUUGCUUGGAAAAAGGAAUCCUAUGAAUGAGUUCUGCCCCCCCAAAAAGCAGGCUUUUGUUGUUAUCAUAUUGAAUCUGCACACCAAAAAGUGUGUUUUCAGUGAUUGCCUAUUCAGUGCCUUUGUAUACUUUCCAUUUACAAUAAAGGGAGAUUUUUAAA
Podarcis raffonei (Aeolian wall lizard) is the source of this 3337-nucleotide messenger RNA. RefSeq names its product mesenteric estrogen dependent adipogenesis (gene MEDAG). Gene Ontology annotation, cellular component: cytoplasm. The coding region runs from base 114 to 1043 and encodes 309 amino acids. The record is from RefSeq and is a predicted model, not a curated record. Lineage: Eukaryota; Metazoa; Chordata; Lepidosauria; Squamata; Lacertidae. The transcript has 5 exons.